AUGACUUCCCACCACAUGAAUAGUUUUACAACCCUUAUCAAGCGGCUCGAGGCUGCCACCUCGCGUCUCGAGGACAUGGCAGCUUCUCUUGAGGCCUCGAAUCCGGAUAGCCCUGCCGCUGAUGGGAUUGCAGCAAGUGCUGUUUCGGCGUCCCCAAAAGCCACAUCAAGUCCAGUACCUCCGGCCCCUUCUGUCGUGGAACCGCCACCUCGUCAGAUCGAGGAUUUCGACGCCCUGAUCAACAAGGAGGUGACGAACUUCGUCGAACUUAGUAAAAGGCUUGGGGAACCAGCUGUGGAACAGUCUAAAGCGAUUCUUCGGGCUUUCGAGGCGGAAAGAACCUACCUCUACAUCGCUUUGAAGGCCAAGAAACCGGACCAGCAAUCACCAGACCUUUUGGGCGACCUGCGCAAAGCCUCAGAUGAAAUUAAUAACAUCCGGGAAGCGAACAGGCCAUCUCCUCUAUUCAACCACUUGAGCGCCGUGGCUGAAGGGGUGGUUUCUUUGGGGUGGGACGAUCGUCAUGUCGCAUUUAUUCAAUCAUAUUAUCAAAUUUUUAAAUCUCUUGUCACCUAUAUUAAGGAACAUUAUCCGAAUGGCUUGACAUGGAACAACCGGGAUGGAGUCGACGUAACGGAGGCUUUGAAACAGGUUCAGUCCGGUUCGCCGACGGGCUCUACGUUACCACCGCCUCCUCCCCCUCCACCCCCUCCUACCGCUGGCGCAGGUGGCCCGCCUCCCCCGCCUCCACCCCCAGCUGGUGGAGCAGCUCCGCCGAAGGCAGUAUCGACUGGUGAUAUGUCAUCUGUUUUCGAGCAAUUGAACAAAGGGUCUGCGAUCACCUCAGGCCUCCGAAAAGUCGACAAGUCGGAAAUGACACAUAAGAAUCCUAGCCUUCGGGCUGGUUCGCUUGUCCCUGACCGCAGCGAUUCAAGGACCGGUGUGACAUCCCCCACUGCCCGUGGAAAAUCACCAGUUCCAAGCAAGAAACCAAAACCCGAAAGCAUGCGUUCUAAAAAACCUUCACGCAAGCAGCUUGAUGGUAAUAAAUGGUACAUUGAGCAUUACGAUAGCAUUACCGACAUUAUCGAGGUACCCGCUCAACUCUCGCACUCGAUCUUAAUAUCCCAUUGCAAUAAAGUGAUUGUCAAGAUUAACGGUAAAGCCAACGCUAUAUCCAUUGACAAUUGUACGGGCCUCUCCGUCAUCGUUGACUCACUUGUGAGCAGCGUUGAUGUCAUUAAAUCCCCUACAUUUGCCCUGCAGAUUGAUGGCGUUGUCCCGACUAUCUUGCUUGAUCAGGUCGAUGGAGCAAGUCUGUACCUGAGCCAGGCGAGCUUGAAUACUGAGAUUUUCAGCAGUAAAUGCUCCAACUUGAAUAUCGUCGUGCCGCCUAAGGAAGGAACGGAUGACGACUCCAAGGAAUUGCCCAUUCCUGAGCAGAUCCGAACCGUUGUCAGGAAUGGGGCUGCCAUCAGCGAAAUUGUCGAGCAUGCGGGAUAA
This is a messenger RNA of Histoplasma mississippiense, 1503 nucleotides long. RefSeq lists its product as hypothetical. The record is from RefSeq and is a predicted model, not a curated record. Gene Ontology annotation, biological process: cytoskeleton organization; regulation of adenylate cyclase activity. Gene Ontology annotation, molecular function: adenylate cyclase binding; actin binding. NCBI's taxonomy places the organism in Eukaryota, Fungi, Ascomycota, Eurotiomycetes, Onygenales, Ajellomycetaceae. The transcript is spliced from 4 exons. Gene Ontology annotation, cellular component: cytoplasm. Bases 1 to 1503 code for a protein of 500 amino acids.